AUGAUUCUAUCAAAGUGGGCGCCAUUGGAAGAGAAAAAGGAGGACGAGGAAGAGGUUAAGAUUGUACCUAUGUGGGUUACAAUGAAGAAUGUACCGUCUACUAUGUUUUCAUGGAAGGGACUAGGUUUCAUUGCUAGCUCAGUUGGGAAACCUGUGAGGCUGCAUCCCGAGACGGAGCUUUGUUCGAAUUUCGACGAGGCUAAGGUCUUUGUAAAUGCAAACAUGACAAAGCCACUUCCUAAUGCGUACCGUUUUCGAUCGAAGUCUGGUAUAAAUGCGAACAUUGAAUUCACUUACCCAUGGGUACCUACGAAAUGCUCUCUUUGUGCUAAAUGGGGUCACAAUGAGAAGGAAUGUUUGAAAAAGAAAGAAGAAGUAAGGGAGAAGGAUGUGGGGAAUGGAAAAGAGAAUGUUGUCCCUACACAAAGUGCUAAUAUGGAAGAGACAAUGUCAGUGCCAGAAAAGUCAACGAAAGGAAAAGAUACUGAAGAGUUUGACGCGACUGUGGAAGUAUCUGUAACUGAUUCUUCAGAUCUUGUGGGUGAUGACGCAGUUGAGCAGCCCAGUGAAGUUGAAGAGAUCAGAGAGGAAAUAGGGGAAGCUGCUGAAAGCGGAGCAGAAGUAAGGGAGAACUGGUUAAAUGUCUCUCCGGGGAAAGUAGGAAGAUCAGCUGAAAAGAAGCAGGAUUUGGAAACAGUUAUCUCUCCGUCCAGAUUUCAACUACUAGCUGACGCAGAGGAAGAGGAAGACCAUAUCACCACUCAUGAGCCUGAGGGUGAUCCAAUCAGAGUUUGCACCAAGGACGAUAUCGAAGAAGGUGAGAUUUUGAUUUCUGAUGGUGGAAAAACAGAGCAUACAAGUCGGGAGGGAAAGGUUGGAAAACCGAUCCGAUCAGCGAGGGUUGAGAAACGAGUAAACUCUCAGACUGCUGCUACCACAAAGGACUCCAAACCUAGUGGUACCAGCAAAAAACGUUUCUCCAAAAAACAUUAA
Molecule: messenger RNA, 993 nt
Organism: Brassica napus (rape)
Lineage: Eukaryota; Viridiplantae; Streptophyta; Magnoliopsida; Brassicales; Brassicaceae
Exons: 1
Coding region: 1-993 (330 amino acids)
Source: RefSeq, a predicted model, not a curated record